Messenger RNA from Microthlaspi erraticum, 939 nucleotides. The record is from the annotation of a GenBank genome assembly. Lineage: Eukaryota; Viridiplantae; Streptophyta; Magnoliopsida; Brassicales; Brassicaceae.
AUGGCGACGGAGAAAAGCAAGAUUCUUGUUAUCGGAGGAACUGGCUACAUCGGAAAGUUCAUGGUCGAAGGGAGCGCUAAAGCCGGCAACUCAACAUUUGCUCUUGUCCGAGAAGCCUCACUCUCCGAUCCGGUCAAGAGCAAAACCAUCCAGAAUUUCAAAGAUCUCGGUGUCACAAUACUACAAGGAGAUUUGGAAGACCACGAGAGCUUAGUGAAGGCAAUGAAACAGGUCGAUGUGGUGAUAUCAACCGUUGGCCGCGUUCGAUUUUUGGAUCAAACCAAGAUCAUUUCCGCCAUUAAAGAAGCUGGAAACGUCAAGAGAUUCUUGCCGUCUGAGUUUGGGACGGACCCGGACAAGACAAAUGCGGUUGAGCCGGCAAAUUCAUUAGCUUUUGCAUUGAAGAGACAGAUCAGGAGAGCCGUUGAAGCUGAAGGCAUACCAUACACUUACGUUGUUAACAAUUGCUUUGCCGGAUUUUACUUGCCUACGUUUGUUCAGUUUCAGCCUCGUCUUACUUCUCCUCCUAGAGACAAAGUCACCAUUUUAGGCGACGGAAAUGCCAAAGUUGUGUUCAACAAGGAGGAAGAUAUUGCUGCUUACACGCUCAAAGCGGUGGAUGAUCCAACGACUCUAAACAAAAUCAUGUACAUUAGUCCUCCUAAGAACACUUUGUCGAUGAAUGAAUUGGUCACCUUGUGGGAGAACAAGAUCGGCAAGUCUCUUGACAAGACUCACAUUUCAGAAGAACAAGUGCUCAAAAACAUUAAAGAGUCUCCGGUUCCGGUCAAUAUUCUCAUGUCGAUAAACCAUUCGGUGUUUGUGAAUGGAGAUCAGACAAAUUUCACCAUGGAUCCUGCUUCUGGUGUUGAAGCCUCUGACCUUUACCCUGAUGUCAAGUACACGAGCGUUGACGAAUAUCUCAGUCAAUUCGCUUGA